UUUCUCUCUCUCUCUCACCAAGCUUCCAACCGCAAAAGUCAAGAUUGAUUGUAUUUUGUCAAGAUUUUGCUUCAUUUCCAGAUUAAACUCCAAAUCGGAUCAGCCAAUCUAAGAAAAUGGACAGUGAAAAGGAGGAGCGUAUUUCUAUAAAGAUAAAGGUUUUGUUCUUUGCCCGAGCAAGAGAUCUAACUGGAAUGACAGAUAUGUCCUUGGAAGUUUCACCGGGUACAACUGCGCUCGGUUGCCUAGAUAAGGUUAUUACAAAAUUUCCAGGCCUUGAAGAGAUCCGUAACUGUAUGGUACUUGCCCUAAACGAGGAAUACACUCCCGAGUCUACUGUUGUUAAAGAUAGAGAUGAAUUAGCUCUUAUACCUCCUAUUAGUGGUGGCUAGAUAUCCUCUCUGUCCAUGCUUAUGUUAGUGGAAUGUACUUGUAUUAUAUGAUUUAUCGCAAUCAUGCGUGCAUAUUACGAAUACUUUUGUAUGUCCCCAGAUUAAUGAAGUUUGAUGAGAUAUCCAGUCCGAGAAAUCAAACAAAGAAUUUGUGUAUUACACAUCUUUCUGGUUUUCAA
Molecule: messenger RNA, 571 nt
Organism: Erythranthe guttata (spotted monkey flower)
Lineage: Eukaryota; Viridiplantae; Streptophyta; Magnoliopsida; Lamiales; Phrymaceae
Gene: CNX7
Product: co-factor for nitrate, reductase and xanthine dehydrogenase 7
Biological process (GO): Mo-molybdopterin cofactor biosynthetic process
Cellular component (GO): molybdopterin adenylyltransferase complex; cytosol
Source: RefSeq, a predicted model, not a curated record